Amoebophrya sp. A120 is the source of this 366-nucleotide messenger RNA. The record is from the annotation of a GenBank genome assembly. Lineage: Eukaryota; Dinophyceae; Syndiniales; Amoebophryaceae.
CCGUAGAGGAAGCUAAAAAGGUCCAGAAACAGCACUUUCUCUCCCGGAUGCAGUUUUGCAGUGAGCGCCUCUCCGGGGACGGCAAGCUAAAACGAAUUUUGGACACUUUGGACCCACACGUCCGCGCUUUUGUCCGGGAAGCGAAGCGCUGGUUCCAGCAGCGGAAGCGGGAGAUCGGGGGCUUCAAACAGCAGGGAUUGAACGGGAUCUCUAUCACUCUGCUCGCGUUAUUUUUUCUCAAACACGGUUCGGGCUACCGCAGCGACCCGAUCAUGCGAAACGCGCUGCUGGCUCCCGGUAGCAAGAUGAGAAAAGCGGCACACAAACUGCGGAAAGAGGCUGGAAUCGACAUGGCAAGCAGAGGAC